GAAUCUCUUGGCCAACUUUGUUCUGUUUUGCUUUUAAGCUCUUUGAAGUUCAAAGCUUGCAGUUUAUUAUUUUAUUUUCCUUAGCCUUUUAUUAUCAUUGCACUUUCUCCUUCCCUUUUUUCUUGCACAUUUGACUGUUUAUUGAACUAUAUGAAAAAUCUUGUCAAGAUAGCCCCCCAUGGCUGGUCUGUUUUUCCCUCCCAGGGCUAAUACCUCUGCGUGCAUGGUAGCCCAGAGGAGGACGGGAGGGUAGCCUGUUCGACCCGGAGGUUUGGUGCUGGGUAUUCAUGCUCCACCGGCUCCCCUGGCAGCUGGGCUGUUGCUCCAAGGUGCUACUGGCUGAGCCAGGCAGCACCGAGAGUGAGAGAUGGACCGCUUCCUGGGUUUUGUCAAGCAGAUAAGAAGAUCUAGGAGAAGAAAGGGGAAAAAGUAUCGACCAGAAGAGGAUUACCACGAGGGCUAUGAGGAUGUCUAUUACUACGCGUCAGAGCAUUUUCGAAAUGACAGUCCCUACACUAAAUCUGCCAGCCAGACAAAGCCGCCUGAUGGAGCAUUGGCUGUGAGGAGACAGAGCAUUCCAGAGGAAUUCAAGGGCUCCACCGUUGUUGAACUGAUGAAGAAGGAAGGCACGACCCUCGGGCUGACAGUAUCAGGAGGAAUUGAUAAGGAUGGCAAGCCAAGAGUGUCUAAUCUUCGGCAAGGAGGAAUUGCUGCUAGAAGUGAUCAACUGGAUGUGGGGGACUACAUCAAAGCUGUGAAUGGGAUCAACCUGGCCAAGUUCCGCCAUGAUGAGAUCAUCAGCUUGCUGAAGAAUGUCGGGGAAAGAGUUGUUCUUGAAGUUGAGUAUGAGCUGCCACCUGUCUCUGUUCAAGGAUCCAGUGUUAUCUUCCGAACUGUGGAGGUCACAUUACAUAAAGAAGGCAAUACCUUUGGUUUCGUAAUACGAGGGGGCGCACAUGAUGAUAGGAAUAAGUCCCGACCAGUUGUGAUAACGUGUGUUCGUCCUGGAGGGCCCGCUGACAGAGAAGGCACGAUCAAACCUGGUGAUAGGUUGCUCAGUGUGGAUGGAAUUCGGCUCCUGGGCACCACGCAUGCUGAAGCAAUGAGUAUUCUUAAACAAUGUGGACAAGAGGCUACACUGCUGAUAGAAUACGACGUCUCUGUGAUGGAUUCUGUGGCCACAGCAUCGGGGCCAUUACUAGUUGAAGUUGCCAAAACUCCUGGUGCCAGCCUUGGGGUUGCCCUGACUACCUCGAUGUGCUGUAACAAGCAGGUCAUUGUCAUAGACAAAAUCAAAUCUGCAAGUAUUGCAGACAGGUGCGGCGCGCUGCAUGUGGGGGACCACAUCCUGUCCAUCGACGGGACCAGCAUGGAGUACUGCACGCUGGCUGAGGCCACCCAGUUCCUGGCUAACACCACUGACCAGGUCAAGCUCGAGAUUCUUCCUCAUCAUCAGACCCGCCUGGCUCUAAAGGGACCUGACCAUGCGGCUUUGGUGUCUUCAUCCUUCUCUCCUACCUCCAUGAGUGCAUACAGCCUGAGUUCCCUGAACAUGGGGACUUUACCUCGAAGCCUCUACUCCACUAGCCCCCGUGGAACCAUGAUGAGGAGGAGACUGAAAAAGAAAGACUUCAAAAGCUCACUGUCUUUAGCCUCUAGCACGGUGGGCCUGGCCGGGCAGGUUGUUCAUACGGAAACCACAGAGGUGGUGCUGGCAGCAGACCCUGUCACAGGAUUUGGGAUCCAGCUACAGGGCAGCGUGUUUGCCACAGAGACGCUCUCUUCACCACCUCUGAUUUCCUAUAUUGAAGCUGACAGCCCUGCAGAGAGAUGUGGGGUACUACAGAUUGGAGACAGAGUGAUGGCUAUUAAUGGAAUUCCAACUGAAGACAGCACCUUCGAGGAAGCCAAUCAGCUCCUCCGAGACUCUUCAAUCACAAGCAAGGUCACCCUGGAAAUCGAGUUUGAUGUUGCAGAGUCUGUCAUCCCAAGUAGUGGAACAUUCCAUGUUAAACUCCCUAAGAAGCACAAUGUGGAGCUGGGAAUAACCAUAAGCUCACCAUCCAGUAGAAAACCAGGAGACCCUCUUGUCAUCUCAGAUAUCAAGAAAGGCAGUGUGGCACACAGAACUGGAACCCUGGAACUUGGGGAUAAACUGCUUGCAAUCGAUAACAUCCGAUUGGACAACUGUUCCAUGGAAGAUGCAGUUCAGAUCCUGCAGCAGUGUGAAGACCUGGUGAAGCUCAAAAUCCGCAAAGAUGAAGAUAAUUCAGAUGAGCAAGAAAGUUCUGGAGCAAUUAUUUAUACCGUGGAGCUUAAGCGCUAUGGGGGCCCCCUCGGCAUCACGAUUUCAGGAACCGAAGAGCCGUUUGAUCCUAUAAUCAUUUCAAGCCUCACUAAAGGGGGAUUAGCUGAAAGGACUGGCGCAAUCCACAUAGGAGACCGAAUCCUUGCCAUCAACAGCAGCAGCUUGAAAGGGAAGCCUCUGAGUGAAGCCAUUCAUUUGCUACAGAUGGCAGGAGAGACUGUCACCUUGAAAAUUAAGAAACAGACAGAUGCCCAGUCAGCCUCAAGUCCCAAGAAAUUCCCCAUUGCCAGCCACUUGAGUGACCUGGGGGACGUGGAGGAGGACACUUCUCCUGCACAGAAGUCAGGCAAGCUCACCGACAUGUACCCCUCUGCUGUGCCCAGUGUAGACAGUGCUGUGGACUCGUGGGAUGGCUCUGGAAUAGACACCAGCUAUGGGAGUCAAGGCACUGGCUUUCAGGCCUCCGGCUACAACUUCAACACCUAUGACUGGAGGAGUCCUAAGCAGAGAGGCAGCUUGUCGCCAGUCGCUAAGCCUCGAAGCCAAACUUACCCAGACGUGGGGUUGAGUAAUGAAGAUUGGGAGCGGUCCACGGUCAGCGGUUUUGUAGGGGCUACUGACAGUACAGAGGCCGAGCAAGAGGAGAACUUCUGGUCUCAAGCACUGGAGGACUUAGAGACCUGUGGACAAUCGGGAAUUCUGAGAGAACUCGAGGAGAAAGCUGACAGGCGUGUGUCUUUGAGAAACAUGACUCUCUUGGCAACAAUUAUGUCGGGGAGCACGAUGAGCUUGAAUCAUGAGUCCCCAACCCCUCGAAGUCAGCUGGGGAGACAGGCCAGCUUCCAGGAACGGGGCAGCUCUCGGCCACACUACAGUCAGACAACUCGGAGCAACACUCUGCCCUCGGAUGUGGGCAGGAAGUCUGUCACCCUGAGAAAAAUGAAACAAGAAAUAAAGGAGAUCAUGUCGCCAACGCCUGUGGAGCUGCACAAGGUGACCUUGUACAAGGGCUCUGAUGUGGAGGACUUCGGGUUCAGUGUGGCAGAUGGCUUGCUAGAGAAAGGAGUGUAUGUCAAAAAUAUUCGCCCCGCUGGCCCAGGAGAUCUAGGUGGCUUAAAGCCCUAUGACAGACUCCUGCAGGUGAAUCAUGUCCGAACAAGAGACUUUGACUGCUGCCUGGUGGUGCCCCUUAUAGCAGAAUCCGGCAAUAAGCUGGACCUGGUUAUCAGUAGAAACCCACUUGCUUCACAGAAGUCUAUGGAACAGACUCUACCCAGAGAAUGGAGUGAACAGAACAGUGCUUUUUAUCAGCAGCCUGGCCAUGGUGGUAAUUUGGAGAUACGAGAACCAACUAACACAUUAUAGCAACGCUUUUUAUAAAGCAGGACAACAGACAAUAUCUACACAUGGUGCUAAGAAAUCCCUUUAAGAUGUCUGUGACCUUCGAAGCACAGAUAAUCACGCGGCAUUAAUGCAAGCACAGGGGUCUUUUAAAUCUCACUCACGGCUCAUGUUCAUGUCCCUUUUCAAGUUGAAGAGGUUUCUUCCUUGGUGACCACUCCGGUAGAGAGCAGGCGAGUCCCUGCCAAGCCUAAUGGUAGAGGAGAAAGUAAACUAGCUAGGCCACCCCUCCCCACAGUUACCAUCCAAGGACAUUUUUUACAAGGUCAUCUUCCUAUCAUUUUUUAAAAAGAGAAACGUCUGUUUGAAAAUAUUCUCUAUGAUCAUUUCCUUAAUUCACUUUGAAAUCAGUUUCUUACUCUGAAGUCAUGGACGUAAGAACUGGAUCAAGAAGGCUUUUCAUAAAGCUGGCUCUACUAGGGGAACUAGAGUUUGGUGAAUCUGGGGCUGCUGCUAUGGGAGGGGGGAGGUAUAACACUAAGUUACUUACAAUGUUUCAGCAACGAUGCACGGAGGAGACCAUAAUAGGUGGUGGUAAAUGUUUUGCCCAAGUAUAGGAAUGAUUUUAACUUAAGAUGUAUGCUAUUCCCUAUGCAACAAAUUAUCAAACAGGAUAUGUCUUGUGACCUGUUUUUUUUUUAAGGACACAUUUUUAAAUAGCUGAAAAUCUCUGAUAAUGAAAUUAGAGUGGUUAGUAAACACUGAGAAUUAGUUAUCUUAUUUUUAAAAUUCAAGAGUAAGAAUUUAAGAGAGAAUGAAGAGUCUAUUAAAAUGAGGUUUAUCUUAAUGAUAGGCAAAUCAAACUCAUACUGCUUGACUGUUUCGAAAACUGGUUAGAUUGAGGGGUGUACAGCACAUGUACUUAUAAAAAUGACACUGGACUAUCUUUUGUUCUGAGCCAUGCCUCUUAGCGAAAUUGUAAAUACAUUUUCCACAAAAUGCAUCGCCAAUUAUUACCAUCCCUCAAAGCAAUAAAUUGUGACAGUUGCUUUUAAGUUUGUCAGCAACUGUUUCCAUUUGUUCAGAUAUUUUGAAUAGUUAACACUAAUACUUGUUAUUUGGUGAAUAUAAAAAAGUAGAUCUGUAUAUUGACUGUAGAAUCUCCAAACAUUUUCAUUUUGAUCAAUAAAUCAAUCAGCCGCUUAAGUAAAGCAUUUAAACACUGUGUCCUUUGCUUAAGGAAAAGCUCACCUUUGUUUCUGUGCAAAGAAAUAUGUUAUUUCAGUCAUAUUUCAGAACCACCAGGGCGAGAAAGUAUAAAGCAGAAUCAUGUUAAGAAAAAAAAAAAGAUCAUGAGUCACUUAAAUAUGUAUUUUUAUUUGUAACAAACAAGUAUUAAACUGUAAAGUAUUUUUGUACAAAUUUAAUACUUUAAUAGCAUGGUAUUUAUCGUCUAUGUAUGGUUUUGGGGAAUUCAAAAUUGUUGCAAAUAUUUGUAUGGAAAAAAAAAAACCCUCUACCAAAUGGAAUAAACAGUGAUUUUAAGAGCCAAAAAGAGAGGUGCAUUUUUUUUUGUUUUUGCCUUGCCUGUACUUUAAGGUUCUAGACUGAGUCCUACACAGUUAGUCUUUGAGUAGGAAGCAAUUAAAACCAGUUAGUUAGCUUAGCAAGUUUGGAAGAUAAUCAGAAUACAAAAACCAAUUGUAUUUCUAUACAGUAGCAAUGAACAGUCCAAAACUAAGCAGACAUUUCUAGGAUCAAAAGUAAAAAGCAGCUAGUAAAGGCAGUCAAAAAUAAUACUCAGAAGUUACAAUGUACCCUUGAAAGAAAUGAGAGAAGACAUCAAACAAGAAAAGAGCUCAGUUCUAAGAAUCAGAAGACAGUGUUUAGACGGCAGUAACCCCCAGAUCUCUAGAUUUAACCGAACCCCCAUGAAAAUUCCCACCAGCUACUUUGCAGAAAUUGACAAGUUGAUCCUAAAAUUCAUAUGGAAAUGUAAGACACCCAAAAUAGUUAAAAACUAUUGAAAGAGAAUCACAAAUUGGAAGACUCAUGUAUCUUGAUUUCAAGACUUACCACAAAGCUAAUGAACAGAUGUAUAUAUAUAGAUGAAUGGAAUAGAAUGGAGAAUCCAAAAAUAAACCUUCACAUUUGUAAUUGAUUUUUGACAAGCACAGCAAGACAAUCCAAUGGGGAGAGAAUUGUCUCUUUAAGAGAUAGAGCUGGAACAACAGGAUAUCCACAUGUGAAAGAAUGAAGGUGGACACUUACCUCACCAUAAGCAAAAAUUAACCCAAAAAUGAAUCAAGGAGCUACAUAGAAGACCAAGAAUUGUUUAAUGCCUAGAUGAAAAAUAAAGAGGAAAUCUUCAUGACUUUAAGUAGGAAUGAUUUUUUUAGA
Molecule: messenger RNA, 6049 nt
Organism: Condylura cristata (star-nosed mole)
Lineage: Eukaryota; Metazoa; Chordata; Mammalia; Eulipotyphla; Talpidae
Gene: GRIP1
Product: glutamate receptor interacting protein 1
Exons: 24
Coding region: 368-3673 (1101 amino acids)
Biological process (GO): neurotransmitter receptor transport, endosome to postsynaptic membrane
Molecular function (GO): nuclear glucocorticoid receptor binding
Source: RefSeq, a predicted model, not a curated record